AUGGCCGAAGAGACAUUCAACUUUUCUGGUCUACCCUCUGAGAUUCGCGCUCUUAUCUGGGAGGCUACUCUUCCUCCAUCGCGGAUCUUCCACGUCAAGGGCACAUUAACAUUAGACCAGGAGAGGCCUCUUAAUUUCCACAUAUUACAUCCUCCGCCACUUGCGCUCCGCAUAUGCUCCGAGUCACGUACAGUGGCGCUUCAGAAGGGAGGCUUCUUUCUCGCUCACGCUGGCGCAGGGCCGUGGUUUAGUCCAAAGCGUGACAUUUUGUAUUUCGACCGCAAUCAGCGGCACAUGCUACGCUCCAGCGGCGGAAAGACUCAGAUUCGCGGAGGGGAUCAAGUCUUGCACGUCGGGAUGGAGUGGAGAGCUUGGUUUAAAGACGUGCCCCGACAGACUACCCCAGGUGACGAAGAUGUCCGUUUACACUAUCGCAGCGUGGUGAGAGGGCUUUGUCUGCAAUUACCCGCACUAGAAACCAUCCACUAUAUCCUCCCUCGCGUGCGCCACAAAGGAGGCGUUACAUGGGGACGAGAGCCCUACGGAGUGACCAAGUAUCACGCCGAGUUGGUACAUUUGCCAGAGACAACAGAUAUACCGUGGGCAGGUGCGGGAUUGGGCAUUCGGAUCGCAGUACACAACGGGGCAGCGGCAGGAAAUGCUACUCCAGAUGUCUUGGUGACCCCAGGCGUGGCCGAAGGGAGCAGGACGAUGUUGAGCAUGACGACGUGGGGAGAAAUCAAAGCCAACAUGGAGAGAGCACUGGAGGAGGAAUUGAGGGGAGGCCAAGAGGAUCAAGUCGUCGAGCUGGAUUGGACGUUGGAGGGUGAAGGACAAGGCAAUGAAGAGAUCAAAAAGUGCCCAUUUGCAGGAAACCAGCCACCUAAAAUUACGGGGUGGUGGCUAUUGAGAAAAGAUUGUCCGCAAGAAGAGCACCCUAGUAUAAGAGAAUUCAUGACCUAG
Molecule: messenger RNA, 963 nt
Organism: Trichoderma gamsii
Lineage: Eukaryota; Fungi; Ascomycota; Sordariomycetes; Hypocreales; Hypocreaceae
Exons: 1
Coding region: 1-963 (320 amino acids)
Source: RefSeq, a predicted model, not a curated record